Messenger RNA from Scylla paramamosain (green mud crab), 2781 nucleotides. Its product is annotated as organic cation transporter protein-like. The transcript is spliced from 11 exons. The coding region runs from base 129 to 1799 and encodes 556 amino acids. Gene Ontology annotation, biological process: transmembrane transport. Gene Ontology annotation, cellular component: membrane. Lineage: Eukaryota; Metazoa; Arthropoda; Malacostraca; Decapoda; Portunidae. The record is from RefSeq and is a predicted model, not a curated record. Gene Ontology annotation, molecular function: transmembrane transporter activity.
AGAGAGAGAGAGAGAGAGAGAGAGAGAGAGAGAGAGAGAGAGAGAGAGAGAUCAGUAGUACCUGUCUUUAUUUACUACUACCACUACUACUACUGUUACUACUGCUGGUGCUGCUACUACAAAACAAGAUGGCGUCAGGAGUGGACAGCCUGAUGACCCAGAUAGGAACAGGAAAAUGGAGCAUCUUUCAUUUCUUCGCCUUGUCCUACAGUAAUAUUCUCAUCACACCUCACACCUUCGGCCGCCCCUUCCUGGCGCCCAAACUGGACUUCACCUGCAUAAGUAGUGACUACAAUGCUUCUACUACUACUGCUACUACUACUGCUACUACUGCCAUGACUGCUGCUACUACUAUUGCUGUUGACGCCUCCAACUUGACUGAAAUUGACCGGUGUUACGAGAGUGACGGAGAGACGCCUUGCAGUGAUUGGCUCUUCGACACCACCACCUACACCACUACCAUGACUGCCGAGUUUACGCUUGUGUGUGGGCGGGAGCACCUACGGGCGGCUUACCACGGCGUGUACCAACUGGGGGUCCUCAUUGGUACGCCCAGCAGCGGGUUCCUGGCUGACAAAUACGGACGGAAGCUGAUGAUAGCCCUGAGCAGCAGCGUGUACGUGGUCCUCGGGCUGGUGACGGCGUGGCUGCCCGGCAUGGUGUCCAUCUUGGUGCUUAGGUUCAUCAUGGGCCUGGCGCAUGGGGUGAUACUGCUGGUGACCUAUAUACUGGUGAUUGAGGUUGCAGAGCCGCGGCGGAGGACACUGCUCGGCCUGACAGUGUAUCUCAUCUGGUGCGGCAGCGUGAUGGCGUGGGGAGGCCUGGCGUACGGUUUGAGGGAAUGGCGGUGGCUGCAGACUGUGGCCUCUCUACCUGGCGUCCUCUUCCUGCCCUCUUUGCUGUUCAUAGACGAGUCCCCGCGGUGGCUGGCGGUGCGGGGGCGCUACCACGACGCCUACAAUGUGUUGAGGAAGGCUGCCAGGUGGAACGGCGCCACCAUCCCGAAGGAGACGGAUGUGGUGGCGCUACUGAAGGAGGAGACAUCCUCGGGCACCGGCGAAAGGGAGUCUGAGGGGCAACGGCUGAGGGAGAGACUGGCGGUGGCGUGGCAAGGGAUAGCAGUGCUGUUCAGAACACCACAUCUGCGCAGAAUCACAAUUUUGACCUCACUUGACUUCACGCUGGGGUCAAUGGUGUACUACGGGCUGUCCCUGAGUGGCGAUGACCUCAGCGAUAACCCCUUCGUGUACAUGGCGCUGGCUGGCCUGAUGGAGCUGCCCUCGUACACGCUCACCGUCCCUGUCCUGGAGAAACUCGGCAGGAGGAGUCCCUGUGUCGUCUGCUUCGCCUUCUGCGGGGUCACCUUGAUGCUCCUGGCGGCGAUUCCUGCUGAGUACACGAAGGCGGUAAUGGCGCUGGCACUUGUGGGAAAGAUGACAAAUUCAGCGGCUUUUAUGAUCGUUUAUUACUACGCCAAUGAACUGUUUCCUACUGUGGCGCGCUCCAGGGGCGUAGGCAUGUGUGGCGCCCUCUCUCGUGUUGGCAGCAUCUUGGCGCCCUACGUACUGGAUUUCGUGGGGUCGUCACGCCCCUGGGCCGCCUCCGUGGUGUUCGGCAGCGUCUCCAUCAUCGCCGCCAUCAGCACACGCCUUCUGCCGGAGACCAAGGGAUGCGCACUGCCAGACACGGUGAAGCACAGCGAGACACACCACCACCACCACCACCACCACCAGAAGUCAGGAACACGCCCUCACCAGCCGAACCACCAGGAGGAGUCAUUACCACUGUCAGGCUCCUAGUGGAUGACGCCCCUAACACCACCACCACCACCACCACCACCAACACCACCAACAACAACAACAACAACAACAACAAUAACACGAUAAUCCGAAGUCCUGGUGUGUUUUCCAUUUUUCCAGAGAUUUUCGUCCUUUUUUUUUUUUGUUCGGUUCGGUUAGGUCAAGUUCGGUUCGGUUCAGUUCGGUUCGGUUAGGUUAGGUUAGUUUAAGUUAGGUCUGUUUAAGUUCGGAUAGGUUUCUAAGCGAGUGUAUCCCUUCUACACCUCCGUCAGCGCCUUCAGGAGAAAAACACAGCCACACACAACACACACAGAGACACAUACACCAAAACACACCCACAGAAUCACACACCAACACCCCCCAAACGCAUUAAAAACACCUUCUUCUGCACCUCCUACAGUAGCUACACCACACACACACGCACACACACACACACGUCACCCUAACACCUUCGUCUAGCAGAAUUAGCACUAUUUACACCCCAGGCAAGGUCGCAUACACCCAAUUACGCCCUUUCACUACACCCUCCCUUCGUCAGGAGCGCCACGCCCCAGCAGGAAGACGCCCACGCCCUCAGAAGAUUGGGGGUGUUUGCGUGGGAAGAGGAAAUGACGGUGGUGGUGGUGGUGAUGGUGGUGGUGAUGGUGGUGAUGGUGGUGGUGGUGAUGGUGGUGGUGAUGGUGGUGAUGGUGGUGGUAUUUUUCUUUCUGUUGAUGUAUUCUCUCCUCUUAUUUCUUUUCCUUCUUUCUUUCUUUCUUUCUUUCUUUCUUAUUUGUUUUUUGUUUUGUUUUUGUUUUUGUUUUUUUCGUUAAUUCUUUUCUUCUCUUUCCUCUUUUUCUUACUUUUUUUCAGUGUUCUUGUUCUUCUUUUUGAUACUACUACUACUACUAUUACUACUACUACUACUACUACUACUACUACUACUACUACUAACACCACUGAUGAUAACUAUAAUAAACGAACAAAUAAACAAACAAAUAAA